Zea mays is the source of this 251-nucleotide messenger RNA. Its product is annotated as calcium-transporting ATPase 5, plasma membrane-type. Gene Ontology annotation, cellular component: intracellular membrane-bounded organelle; plasma membrane. The transcript has 2 exons. NCBI's taxonomy places the organism in Eukaryota, Viridiplantae, Streptophyta, Magnoliopsida, Poales, Poaceae. The record is from RefSeq and is a predicted model, not a curated record. Gene Ontology annotation, molecular function: P-type calcium transporter activity. The coding region runs from base 12 to 236 and encodes 74 amino acids.
UUGGUCUAUCAAUGGGGAUUCAGGGAACUGAAGUUGCUAAGGAGAGUUCUGAUAUUAUUAUCUUGGAUGACAAUUUUGCCUCGGUCGUGAGGGUUGUCAGGUGGGGCCGAUUGGUAUAUGCAAACAUACAAAAGUUUAUACAGUUCCAACUAACAGUCAAUGUCGCAGCUCUGAUAAUCAAUGUAGUUGCUGCCGUCAGUUCCGGAAACGUGCCGUUGAAUGCUGUUCAGGUUUGAGUACAGAUCCUUUUC